Messenger RNA from Nematolebias whitei (Rio pearlfish), 1618 nucleotides. RefSeq names its product DnaJ heat shock protein family (Hsp40) member B11 (gene dnajb11). Gene Ontology annotation, biological process: protein maturation; protein folding. The record is from RefSeq and is a predicted model, not a curated record. The transcript is spliced from 10 exons. Lineage: Eukaryota; Metazoa; Chordata; Actinopteri; Cyprinodontiformes; Rivulidae. Gene Ontology annotation, molecular function: misfolded protein binding. Gene Ontology annotation, cellular component: endoplasmic reticulum. Bases 124 to 1206 code for a protein of 360 amino acids.
CCGCGGUGGGCGGGCUCUAUUUGUGACAGCAGGAAGAAGCCGGAGACUGGCAGCGGCCGUUUGUCUCGUUAAAAAGCCGGCUGGUGUUCCUAUAAUCGGCUCUUUGUCAAAACCCGCGGAUCUAUGGCUAAAACGGGGAUGAACCUGUGUAACGUGUGCUGCCUGCUUCUGUAUGUCACCACCGCGGUGCUCGCCGGACGAGACUUUUACAAGAUUCUGGGGGUGAGCAAGUCGGCGUCCAUACGGGACAUCAAGAAAGCUUACAGAAAGCUGGCUCUGCAGCUCCAUCCUGACAGGAACCCGGACGACCCGAACGCUCAAGACAAGUUCGCGGAUCUGGGAGCAGCUUAUGAGGUCCUCUCAGACGAGGAGAAGAGGAAACAGUACGACGCGUACGGAGAAGAUGGACUGAAAGAAGGUCACCACAGCUCGCACAACGACAUCUUCUCCAGCUUCUUCGGUGACUUCGGCUUCAUGUUCGGAGGCAACCGGCAGCAGCAGGACCGGAACAUCCCCAGAGGAAAUGACAUCAUCCUGGACCUGGAGGUCACGCUGGAGGAGGUUUACUCUGGGAACUUUGUGGAGGUCGUGCGCAACAAGCCCGUGGCCAAAGAAGCUCCUGGGAAGAGGAAGUGUAACUGCAGGCAGGAGAUGAAGACCACGCAGCUCGGACCGGGCCGCUUCCAGAUGACCCAGGAGACCGUGUGCGACGAGUGUCCCAACGUGAAGUUGGUGAACGAGGAGAGAACCUUGGAGGUGGAGAUUGAACAGGGAGUGAGGGAUGAGAUGGAGUACCCCUUCAUUGGAGAAGGUGAGCCUCACAUCGACGGAGAACCUGGAGACCUGCGGUUCCGCAUCAAGGUGCUAAAACAUCCCGUGUUCGAACGCAGAGGAGACGACCUGUACACCAACGUCACCAUCUCCCUGGUGGAGGCGCUGGUCGGCUUCGAGAUGGACGUCGUCCAUCUGGACGGUCACAAGGUCCAUAUAGUGAGGGACAAGAUCACGAAGCCCGGAGCUCGAAUGUGGAAGAAAGGAGAAGGUCUGCCCAACUUUGACAACAUCAACAUCCGAGGAUCUCUCAUCAUCACCUUCGACGUGGAGUUCCCUCAGACACAACUGGAUGAGCAGCAAAAACAAGGUAUCCGGAGUCUCCUGAAGCAGGGCUCCAUUCAGAACGUGUACAACGGACUACAAGGAUACUGAACCCCUGGACUGAUGUCAACGCACACGUCGGGCCAGAACCGGUCUCCUCCCAGACCCGGCUCGGGGGUAUUUAUAAUUUCAGAGUCUUCUCAGGAUGUCGAGUCCAGUUGGUCUUUAUUUUUGAAUCGUCUCGUAAGGAGCAGCUGUUUGUUCUGUGAAGGCCUCGCACGGUUUCCCGUCAGACCAACAGCUUCAUGGACGCUUUAGAGCUGGGAGACGUCUCCAGAGGACACGUUGACGCCACACGUGAAGGACGCGCUGCUGAGACGCACGUUUUAAUUAUUGUUCUCAUUGGUCUUACUGUUCAUUAUGGUUUUCCUCCAGUCUGAUUUCCAGUUCAAGCACCGUGUGUAAACGGGGCCAUGUGGCUCGGUUGGUUCGGUUCUUAAUUUAUGUGUUGGUUUGAACCCCC